This is a messenger RNA of Glarea lozoyensis ATCC 20868, 537 nucleotides long. RefSeq lists its product as uncharacterized. The record is from RefSeq and is a predicted model, not a curated record. The transcript has a single exon. Lineage: Eukaryota; Fungi; Ascomycota; Leotiomycetes; Helotiales; Helotiaceae. The coding region runs from base 1 to 537 and encodes 178 amino acids.
AUGGCCUUCCACGCUCUCCUCCGUGUAACUCCUCUCCUCUCAGCCACCAGUUCCCUCACCUUCGCUUUUUGCGAAGACACAUUCAUUCGCCCUCUUAUUCACAAUGGCUCCUCAAAGACCGAGAAGGAGGCACGUCGACGUGCCAAUAGCAUCCUACCAUCACACGGGCGUUGGACACAGCGCGGCCUUGUCUUCAUCUUUAUCACCUAUCCAAUCAGCAUCGCAACCGCGGCAGCAAACUUGGCCCGACCUGACGAACAUUUAGGUAUAUCAACUGAAGCAUCUGAUAAUGCUCGUGUUGCUAGGGUGUUUUAUCUGGCUGGUCUUUGCUUCAGCGUACUUCAUUUCUUUUUUGGGCAUAGCUCUAUGGCUUGUUUGAAACGAGUUGCGGAGAACAAAGGAGUCGAAGGGGACGAGAAAGCUGACAAUACGGCUAGCAUGAUAUUAUGGUUGAGAAUCAAUGUGAUUAGAGGUUUGGUGGCUGAUCUUCCAUCUUGGAUCUGUUACUUGGUCGCGUUUAUGUAUGCUACGAAUUGA